Amoebophrya sp. A25 is the source of this 604-nucleotide messenger RNA. The record is from the annotation of a GenBank genome assembly. Lineage: Eukaryota; Dinophyceae; Syndiniales; Amoebophryaceae.
CUUAGAUAUCCUUUAGUGAUCAUGUCUUGAAAUUUGGCGUGAGAUGAGUUUUUGAUAAGGAUGGAGGCGUCAGACGACUUUGAAUUGGAAAAGGCUGCUUUGAGUCCUCGCGCAUCGUCGGCGUGUACAGUCUCGACAUCCACGUCGCCUCAGCAAGAAAUUGGAGCGAAAACGAAAAGCAGCCACAGUCUUUCUGCUAGUACGCUAACAGAUGGUGGACAUGAUGCUGCAGCAAGAACCAGGUGUGACAAGAUGCAGCUGCUGGAGGGGAGGAGACCAAAUACGGGUCUGGUGAUGGAAAGCAAGCUUGCUGAGGAGGGAAGGGGAAAUGUUGCUUCUAGUAUGACGAUUGGAAACAUGCAGACGACCCAGACCGUACCGUCAACCCGCGCGGCGCACGAAAAGUCACCCGUCAAGGCUACAGAAGUACGUCUGACCGAAAAAACUAAUCUCCUUCCGAGGGAAAGCACGGCAUCGGAAAAAGGCGUGGGGCCAUCCGCCUCGAAUACAGGACGCGGAGAUACAAUGAUACGCGCGAAGAGCAGAUCCUGCGUCGCUGCUUCACACAAGGCAAGCGCCGCAAUUCCGGAGCUGAAGACUGGUG